GUACAUGGAGUUUAGUGACGAGUUUGGAGGCUACGCCACCAAGGACUUCUGCCCGCACUUUAAUCUCAGACGCGGCUUCCGGCUGCUCGAGAAGGGACAAGUGCGGGACACGCACGACUUAGAAUCCCUCAGCUACCCCUUGGACCUGUACUUUUUCGACGCCAUGAACCACGUGGGUUUGAACCUGCUCUGUCCUCUCAUGGACAUCGUCGGCUUUGAUGUUGGCAGCGUGCACCUGGACAGUAUGCACAUAUUAGACCUUGGCGUGUGCCAGUACUUAGCAGGCGAAGUGCUGCGGGUCUUGGUGCUGAACAAUCACUGCGGUAGCACAAAGCGUCUCAGGGAUUACAGGGUGAAGGACAACGUCCAAGCACUGAACCGUAGGCUGCGCUCGUACUACAAAGACUCGGGUGGCAAGGAGAAAG
Prorocentrum cordatum is the source of this 425-nucleotide messenger RNA. Lineage: Eukaryota; Dinophyceae; Prorocentrales; Prorocentraceae. The record is from the annotation of a GenBank genome assembly.